Molecule: messenger RNA, 1394 nt
Organism: Pseudogymnoascus verrucosus
Lineage: Eukaryota; Fungi; Ascomycota; Leotiomycetes; Thelebolales; Thelebolaceae
Exons: 4
Coding region: 224-1198 (324 amino acids)
Source: RefSeq, a predicted model, not a curated record
GUCUGGAAGCGUGCUGGGGUAUAGCUCACCGCGCUAAGCCCGCGUUCGUAUGCUUUAUAUAGGGAUUUCGUUGAGGAGUUUGACGUACAUCUUCAGAAAACUUGUUGGAGUAUUGGUAUGCCACCAAUGGUAAUCUUGGAUUACUCACGAUCAGCGCCAUUGGUCUAUAUGAGAUGCAAAGGAUCAGCUUCAGCUCCUUAAAUUAAUGUAAACUGUCGACGCCAUGGCAUUCAAACUAGGUGGAUCCUAUUCUCAGCCGCCCAUAACAUUGCCAUUGACGAAGCUGUAUUUAAGGCAAGUGCAUCCCGUCUGCAAUGUAGGUUUCCGUUUGACAUCUUCCUCACUCUGUUGGCCCUACCUGCUUGUCGAUUCCUAUUCCGUCUUCUGGUCUCUUUUGCAAACCAACACCCCCCCUUGCUCUCUCAUAAUGGCCGAAAUAUGGGCGGAUCAGCCCUUCAAGAUAAUCCCAACUAUGGUGAUGAGAGAUGUGAAGGUUAACCCGACUGUGUACCAUAUUGCAAACGAAAUGGUGCUUGCCCAUAAUGCCAUGAUUCGCUCCUUGAACGCGAUGUAUCUGCAGGCGCCGUAUCUCAAAUCAGAGGCUGAUAGCGGUGACCUCCUCUUAUAUGCCAAAUUUUGGAUCGAAUGGAUUCACCAUCACCAUGAGUGUGAAGAAGAAAUCCUAUUCCCCGGCUUCGAGCGCGAGUCUGGCGUCGAGGGAAUGAUGGCUGCCAACGUCGUGCAGCACCACGAGUUCGCCCCAGGCUUCGACAUUUGGGUGAAAUACGUCAAGGACUGCCUGGACGCCAAAUCCGAGGAGCGCUUCGAAGCCGACAAAUUCCGCCAGCUCAUCGACGGGUUUGCGCCGAAACUGACGCUGCACUUGGCAGAUGAGAUCCCAACUCUACUCUCGCUGGACAAGUAUGACGAGAAGAAAAUGCACACGGUCUAUAUGGAGUUCGAGAACGUGAUAAAGAAUGCGGAUUUCAAGAAGGACGAGCUAUAUCCGCUUGUCGUUGGAUCGCAUGACAAGGGAUUUAAAGGAGGCGAAAAAUUUCCUCCAGUACCGCAAUUCGUGAUAUAUCUAGUUGCUUACUGGCUAUCCAGGAAGUAUCGGUCAGUCUGGAGAUUUAACCCUUGCGAUUUCUUCGGAAAGAGACGGCCGCUCUUCUUUGGUCCAACCUUGGAGGGUCAAUGAUAUGUAUUUCCGUGGCGAAGCCGUCGAUCUUUUGGAGGCAAAUGCAGUGUAUGGAGUGGCCUAGUUUGAAGGGUUGAUCUUGCUCAAAUUUAGCAAGGGAUUUGAAUCCUCCAUUUCUGGUGAUGGCGCAGGUUUGUAUGUACUGUAUGUAGUUCAGCGUUUGACAAUACCAACAUCCUCAUUAUAUGAAACAUCC